This is a messenger RNA of Fusarium odoratissimum NRRL 54006, 2713 nucleotides long. RefSeq lists its product as uncharacterized. Gene Ontology annotation, cellular component: membrane. Gene Ontology annotation, biological process: monoatomic cation transport; transmembrane transport. The record is from RefSeq and is a predicted model, not a curated record. The coding region runs from base 864 to 2228 and encodes 454 amino acids. Gene Ontology annotation, molecular function: monoatomic cation transmembrane transporter activity. The transcript has a single exon. NCBI's taxonomy places the organism in Eukaryota, Fungi, Ascomycota, Sordariomycetes, Hypocreales, Nectriaceae.
GAGAAACAGGUGCUCUUAGGGGUUAAAAGCCACGGAACCCCGAAACCAGCUCCGGCCGUUUCCUAGACGUUUCGGGGCCGUAUUUGAACUAUAAUUCAACGUCUCCCGCACUCGAUUUCAACUUCUAUUUCAACCAUAUUGUGUGAAAUUAUCGCCACGGCCUCGGAACCUCGCACAAUGAAUGGCCCGGAAACGAUGCUCCGUUGGGCCAUUUCGGCUCGCGCGGGGAACUCGACUCACUAACCCCAGUUGGCCUUCUGAUAGCCCAGGGCGCUGAACCAUUUCACUCUAUCGCUGCAGCCAACGGAUUCAUGUGCUGUACAGAAUGGAAUGGAUAUCAAUUACUAGCACACUCCCGUCCCUUACCUAUCAGCGUCCCUGAAAUGGUAAUCCACCAACAGACAAGAUGGACACUGAAAGACGUUUCCUCUAUGCUCCUCCUCUUUUGGAGUGAGUCCACGUGGGAAGAUGACUGGUUCAACAGUUGACUUCCAUCGCAACUUAUCGAUCCUUUCGCUGUGCUUCUAUUACAUAUCCAUACUGAUAUCAUUAACUCAAAUUAUCAUUGGUGCAAGACCGGACGAUUGACUUGACCUUGAUCUUCCCGGCGAUCACUCGAUCUCAUGUGUAGCACUAACGUAGCUGACUCUUUAGUAUUGAGGUGACUCUGGAGAUCACCGCCGCUCGAGGCCUCUUUCUUGCUCUCCCAUCUGCAUUGAUUGCUUACCCAUCAGAACAGCUAUCUUGCAUUGUCACCAGCAUCGCUAUUGCUUACUCGAUUCUCUGAUAUUACCCAUCAAGAGACUGGUCGCCCGAGCUGUCGCACUCUAUCCCUUUCUUUAUAGAAGCGAUAGUCGUGCAUCAUGACACCUGAUAACAGCAACCACGUCGCCCAUCAUCCACAGGCAAUUCACCUAGAAUCUUUCGAACGUGCCCGCAGCAGUUCACGACAUUCAACCGCCCGCAAUGGCUCGAGUACAGCUUUCGAGCCUGCGACGGCUGACGAGAAUGAGACUAUCGCUAGGAACGUAUCUCAUAUGACUGAUGUCGAGAGUCAACUCACCGCCACUGGUCGUCGACAACCUAGCUGCCUUGAUCAUGAUCCAUAUGGCCUCUCCCGCGGGUACAAGACCGAGUCUGAUUUGGAACAGAUCAAGGCCAACACUUCACGGAAGCGUGAUAGUCUCCCUGGCCGCAAAUCUGUCUCUGGCGAGGUCGGCCCCAAGACAAAGGCUCGCAAGCUGCAGGGCUUCUACAAAAAUCAAAAUGCGGCUAUUGAUCGCAUGCUCAAGUCUGUUGAGGAACAUCGUGACGAAGCCCGCGACCAGCAUGGCGAAGACCAGGUCAAGUUUCGCAUUGCUGUCUGGGGCUCUUUCGCGGCCAAUGUUGCCUUGUCAGGAGUUCAGCUCUACGCUGCCAUCUCUUCAAAAUCUCUUUCGCUCUUUACUACCAUGGCCGACUCCAUAUUCGACCCUCUUAGUAACCUCACCCUCAUUUUGUCGGCUCGAGCCAUUCGUCAUGUCGAUUCUCGACGUUUCCCUGCCGGAAAAGCUCGUCUCGAGACUGUAGGCAAUAUUGUCUUCUGCUUUCUCAUGAUCGCUGUCUCACUCAUCAUCAUUGCUUUUGCUUGCCAGGAACUAUCUAGAGGGGUCCAAGAAAAGGAAUUCAAGAUUGCUGCUGUUAUAUCUGUCUGCUGUGCUUUCGCCACCAAGUUCGUACUCUUUCUCUACUGCUGGGCACUCAAGGACAAGUAUAGCCAGAUCAACAUUCUUUGGCAAGACCACCGCAACGAUCUUUUUAUCAAUGGCUUUGGUAUCCUGACUUCCUGUGGUGGUGCGAAAUUGAAAUGGUGGAUUGACCCUAUGGGCGCUAUCAUUCUGUCUGUUCUCAUCUCUUGCAUCUGGCUGCACACCGCCUUUGGCGAAUUUCUGCUCAUCGUCGGAGUUACUGCAUCUGUCGAGACGCAGCAGCUCAUCACGUAUGUAUGCGUUACACAUGACGAUGCAGUUGUUGGCAUCGAUACCGUACGUGUGUAUCACUCGGGUCCUCGUCUGAUCGCCGAAGUGGACAUUGUUAUGGACCCGACACAAACACUUCAAGAAAGCCAUGAUAUAGCAGAGGCGCUGCAGAUCAAGCUGGAGGAUCUGCCAGACAUUGAGCGAGCAUAUGUCCACAUUGACUACGAGACGACACACAAACCAGAACAUGCAUUUAAGAAGGAUAUGUAGGUCUAGCUACGGAAUGUGUUUUCAAGGGAGUUCUGGGCCACGAAAGGCAUUUCGAGCGGCUGGGGAAGGAGUUUUGGAGUAUGUUUAGUGAGACAAGUGAGUUAAAUGCCGUACUUGGGUACACGAUCAGGGAACCGGAAACAUAUGUUUUUUUUUGGGGGGGAGACUGGAGGCGUGACGGCGAGACGGCGAGACUCAAUGGACAGCAGGGAGUGAUGGUGCAAAUCAUAUCUUAGUUGGUUUUUGGGGUAGAAGCAAAAGCAUCAUAAUGCAACAAUGGCUCACGUGGACUAUGCAAGUGAGAGCGUGUGAUGCAUAUAAAUCAAGCUGAUGGCACGAUUAAACUAGGUCGAGGCGAGCUAAUGCAGAUGCCGGCAUUUCAGAAACACUAAGAUCUGGGGAACACACAAGGGGCUCUUUUUUUUUCUCUCUAGUAAUUUCUAUCUGUCAAAUUUAAGAUAUGAAAUGAAGUGAGACACGCUGGC